UCUGGCAAAAUCGGCUCUGGUAACUUCUGUGACGUUUUCCGAGGAAAGGUUACCAUUGAAAACAAAGAGAUUGAUGCCGCUGUCAAGAUUUGUCACGCUCCUAGUGCUGAAGUCUCGCCGCAAGACAUACUUGAAGCCAGAACAAGUAUGAUCAAUGAGGUGAAGAUGAUGGCACGUUAUCGAGAUGAAAACCUGAUAAUGUUUUAUGGUGUCGCCUGUGAUCGACCUCCAGUGAUGAUUAUAAUGGAAUUGUGUGACGGUGGCAGUCUAGAUAGUCAUCUUCGCACUCGGGGCAAAUUAAUCAGCAGCACAGAAAAGCUGAUUUACUUAUAUGAGACAUCAUCAGGAAUGCGGUACUUACAUUCAGUGAAUUGUGUUCAUCGUGAUUUGGCAGCCAGGAAUUGUUUGAUUUCCAGAGAGGGAACUAUCAAAGUUUCUGAUUUUGGUAUGAGUGUAUCUUAG
Cooperia oncophora is the source of this 462-nucleotide messenger RNA. NCBI's taxonomy places the organism in Eukaryota, Metazoa, Nematoda, Chromadorea, Rhabditida, Trichostrongylidae. The record is from the annotation of a GenBank genome assembly.